UUUGAAACUCUUGAAAUGGCCUCGUGGCUCAGCUACUAGUGGAAUUCACAGUACUCCGAGUCGGCAGAGUGGAAGUCACACCUGCUGCUUUCCGGUUAAAAGUAGAAAUGGUGUUUAGGCCAAAUUUAAAAAAUGUUCCCCCACCCAGGACUACGAUUUUAAGCACUCUGCAGUUUGACAUGUGUUAGUAGGAACUUGAUAUAUAAUGAAAUUGAAGCUGGAGGUUCUGGUCUGUCUAAGAAGUUUAAGACAGGACUCAUUAGUUGGUAACUUGAUAGACUCCAAGUCUGUUGCCUUUUACGUUGCUCUUUUUCAUUUUACUCCAUACUUCUGCAGGUCUCGUUCCCAUCGGAGUUCUCGCCGACAUUACAGUCGUUCCCGUUCACGCUCUCAUUCUCGCCGGCGACGUUCACGCAGCCGCUCAUACAGCAGCGGACACCAUCGCCGCCGCAGUCAUAGUCAUUCUCCUAUGUCCAACCGGAGACGUCACCUUGGAGACCGGACAAACCCAGACCCAAACAGCUGCCUGGGAGUGUUUGGCCUGAGCCUGUACACCACAGAGAGAGACCUGAGGGAGGUCUUCUCCAAGUUUGGCCCUCUGAGUGAUGUCAGCAUUGUGUACGACCAGCAGUCUCGGCGCUCCAGGGGUUUUGCUUUUGUCUACUUUGAGAACAGAGAAGAUUCAAAAGAGGCUAAGGAGCGUGCAAAUGGUAUGGAGCUAGAUGGCCGCAGAAUCAGAGUCGACUACUCUAUUACCAAGAGGCCACACACACCUACUCCAGGAAUAUAUAUGGGCAGACCAACAUAUGGUGGUGGCCCGAGUGAAAGCCGUCGCCGUGAUUCCUGUGAUCGAGGCUAUGAGCGUGGAUAUGAUCGCUAUGAUGAUCGUGACUACUACAACAGCAGGUCAUACAGGAGAAGAUCCCCCUCUCCCUACUACGGCCGAGGACCAUACAGGUCAAGAUCACGCUCUCGCUCCUACUCCCCUCGUCAUUACUGAAGUGAUGUUUGACUCCUCUCGCCCUCUAUGAAGAUGUUGAUGACAAUGACAUUGUUGAUGACGUAGAUGUUUAUUUCUGGUGGCAUGAGUUUGGAUGGACUUUAAACUCAAUCCCUUUGAUUUCUUGCCUAAAGGUUUCAUGUGUCUUUGACCGGUCUGGAUGUUUCAGUAGUUUGAAUAUUUUUGCACUGUUGAAUUAUUAUUUUUUUUCCCUUAAGUUUCCGAUCUAAUGCUGAACUUGCAUUUAUUUUAUAUGAUAAAAUGUCCUGCUCACACACCAUUGUUUUGUGUUUUAAGCUUAGCAGUGGUCUUGCAAUAAACAGCUUUAUACCUCCCC
Messenger RNA from Sinocyclocheilus rhinocerous, 1337 nucleotides. RefSeq names its product transformer-2 protein homolog beta-like. The coding region runs from base 206 to 1000 and encodes 264 amino acids. The record is from RefSeq and is a predicted model, not a curated record. The transcript is spliced from 6 exons. Gene Ontology annotation, molecular function: RNA binding. NCBI's taxonomy places the organism in Eukaryota, Metazoa, Chordata, Actinopteri, Cypriniformes, Cyprinidae.